Lobosporangium transversale is the source of this 354-nucleotide messenger RNA. RefSeq lists its product as hypothetical. The transcript has a single exon. The coding region runs from base 1 to 354 and encodes 117 amino acids. The record is from RefSeq and is a predicted model, not a curated record. NCBI's taxonomy places the organism in Eukaryota, Fungi, Mortierellomycota, Mortierellomycetes, Mortierellales, Mortierellaceae.
AUGCCGCGAAAAUUCCCUAUAACAUCAAGAAACCUAGAUGUGGUCUUCAAUGAUGCCGAACAAGAUCUCCAGAUUGAGCCUGAUCACUUCCUCCCUCUCCCUCCACAAGCACCACCUCAUCUAGCACAGCCCGGAGCACAAGCUCCUGGUACAGCUGGAAACGAUUUAGAGGGUGAGGAUGACGGUGUUGCUGUACCAUUUCAACCCUUAGUUUUUACAAUGGAAACUGAGGUCGUUGAUAAUACACGAGAUGAUGAUCUUCAGAUUGUACUACAGCUUCCUUCUCCUUCUGUUCCGCACUCUUCUCUUCCUCCACGCCCUCUUCCUCCUUCUCAUGACCAUAGCAAUGUUUGA